AUGUCGGGGAUUGACAUCGAACAUGUGCUCUCGGAGCUAUCCCUAAACGAGAAGGUCUCAUUACUUUCAGGUAUUGAUGGCUGGCAUACAUCUGCAAUUCCGAGACUCGGUAUCCCUUCAAUUCGCAUGUCAGACGGGCCAAAUGGUGUUCGAGGCACCCGCUUUUUCAACGGGGUUCCUUCAGCCUGUUUACCCUGUGCCACAGCACUAGGCGCUUCUUUCGACACAGAUCUCAUAUUCUCCCUGGGAAAGCUUCUUGGGCUAGAAUGCAAGGCAAAGGGGGCCCAUGUCCUUCUAGGACCGACAAUUAAUAUCCAGCGAAGCCCGCUGGGAGGUCGUGGGUUCGAAUCGUUCUCAGAAGAUCCUGUACUCUCAGGAUCCUUGGCUACCAGUUAUUGCUUGGGUGUACAGACCGAGAAUGUGAUUCCGACACCCAAGCAUCUUGUGUGCAACGAUCAGGAGCAUGAGCGUGUUGCUGUCAACGCGCUUGUCACUGAGCGUGCUCUGCGCGAGAUAUAUCUACUUCCAUUUCAGCUGGUCAUCACGGGCGCCAAUCCUCAGGCUCUUAUGACAUCUUACAACAAAGUCAACGGAUGUCAUGCCAGCGAGAGCCCUGCGCUGCUUCGAGAUGUCGUUCGGAAGGAAUGGAACUAUAAUGGCCUGAUCAUGAGCGAUUGUGUGUCGGAGGCUGUCAAUGCCGGGCUGGAUCUUGAAAUGCCUGGCCCAUCUCGAUUUUGGGGGCCAGGUUUGGUACAUGCCGUUACAUCUAACAAAGUCUCGGAGAGGACUAUUGACGAUCGGGUUCAAAGUGUUUUAGAGCUAGUGAAACAAACGGCAAGCUCUGGAAUCCCUGAAAGUGCAGCUGAAGCUCAGCGCAAUCUGCCCGAAGAUAGAGCAUUGCUCCAUUCUCCCUUGGAUUCGACCAAAAAGACUCUCGUGAUUGGUCCGAAUGCCAACAUCGCGGCAUACUGCGGUGGAGGCUCUGCCGCUCUUCCUGGGUAUUAUGCCAUUACACCCUUAGAAGGAAUCAGAAACUGCUGCACUGGGGGGGUGGUCUUUAGACAGGGAUUGUAUGGCCACAAAGAGCUGCCACUUCUAGGUGAACAAUUGAAAACCAAAGAUGGUCGCCCUGGGUAUACAUUUAAAGUGUUUACGGACCCAUCCUCCAACAAAAGCAGAAAGGCAGUAGAUGUCCUUCACAUGAAGAGCAGCUCCGCUUUUUUGAUGGACUACAAGCAUCCGGAAGUCCAGUCCGACCUUUACUAUAUUACUAUGGACGGAAUCUUCGAGCCCGUGGAAAGUGGGAUGUAUGACUUUGGACUUACGGUAGCGGGUACCGGGGAACUCUUCAUUGAUGGCGAGAAGAUAGUCGACAACAAGACCAAUCAGCGACAGGGAACGUCAUUCUUUGGCAUCGGGACUCCCGAAGAACGUGGCUCAAAGUACCUCGAAGCACAUAAACGGUACCAUAUUAUGGUCGACUACGGCACUGCACCAACUUCAAAUCUGAAGUUGCACGGAGUUGUUUCGUUUGGACCCGGUGGACUGCGAGUGGGAGGAUGUAAGCGCAUCGAUAAAGAACGUGCCAUUCAAGAGGCCGUUGAUCUUGCAGCUACAUUUGACCAAGUCGUUGUAUGUGUUGGACUGAGUGGAGAAUGGGAAAGCGAAGGAUUCGACCGUCCACACAUGAAUCUGCCACCGAUGUCAGAUCAGCUGGUUCAAAGAGUUCUCGAUGUCCAACCAAAUGCUGCGGUUGUUGUGCAGAGUGGAACUCCUGUGACAAUGCCUUGGGCUCGCGACGCAAAGGCCCUUCUUCAUGCAUGGUAUGGUGGGAACGAAACGGGACAUGGCAUUGCGGAUGUCAUCUUCGGGAAUGUGAAUCCGUCUGGCAAACUUCCUCUCAGCUUUCCGGAGUUUAUCGAGCAAAACCCGGCAUAUCUUUCAUAUCGAUCAGAAGCAGGGAGAGUGCUGUAUAGCGAGGAUAUAUACGUUGGUUACCGCUACUACGAAAAGGUCAAAGUGAAGCCUCUCUUCGCCUUCGGUUAUGGUCUCUCAUAUACAGUAUUCCGUCUCUCGGGACUAGCUGCUUCGCAACCAUUAGAGGAACGCGACAACAUCAAGGAAGAAGUGUUGGAGGUUUCAGUCUCAGUGGAGAAUAUUGGACCUCGUCAUGGUGCAGAGAUUGUCCAAGUGUACAUUUCCCCACCUAAAUACGCCAGCAUUUCCCGCCCUGUGAAGGAACUCAAGGGGUUUAAAAAGGUGAAACUGCAACAAGGUGAGAAAAGUGAAGUCAUGAUUGUUAUCCCAAUUGCUCUGGCUACCAGCUUCUGGGAUGAGAGAUCGUCUGCCUGGCUAAGUGAAGCAGGAGAGUACACAGUCACUGUUGUUGGGACGGGUGAGCAGAAUGUACUCUCGACAGGGUUUGUGAUUUCCCGGACUCGAGGGUGGAAUGGCUUGUGCGAACCUGACAUUACUGAUGUAUCCCGGCACGUCAAUGGGAAUGGAAAGUAG
Penicillium cosmopolitanum is the source of this 2511-nucleotide messenger RNA. Its product is annotated as beta-glucosidase. Gene Ontology annotation, biological process: glucan catabolic process. The coding region runs from base 1 to 2511 and encodes 836 amino acids. Lineage: Eukaryota; Fungi; Ascomycota; Eurotiomycetes; Eurotiales; Aspergillaceae. The transcript is spliced from 5 exons. The record is from RefSeq and is a predicted model, not a curated record. Gene Ontology annotation, molecular function: beta-glucosidase activity.